Nicotiana attenuata is the source of this 3071-nucleotide messenger RNA. RefSeq lists its product as uncharacterized. Bases 267 to 1163 code for a protein of 298 amino acids. The record is from RefSeq and is a predicted model, not a curated record. Lineage: Eukaryota; Viridiplantae; Streptophyta; Magnoliopsida; Solanales; Solanaceae. The transcript is spliced from 4 exons.
UUUCAGGUAUCAAAUGUUUAUUGACAACUUUGGAGAUAAACUGGACUUUGCCUUUACACAUUCUUGUCUGUUCCAACUAUCUUGGAGCUCUUUUAACCUUCCAGAAAAGGAAAAAGGAAAGGCUUUUGAAUAGUGAGAGGCAGCUAGUGCAUGCAUAAUAUUAAUAACUAUGAUGAAGCUCACACAAGUCAUCUUUUUUGUAUGUAGUUACUAACAAAAAGUUGAUAAGAAAAGAGUUCUGAAUGCUUGCUUAAAUUUCAAAUACGAUGCAGCAAGUAAUUAUUGGCCUAGAUACUGCUGAAAUGCUAAGUGAGCUAGAGUCAUUUGGUCAAUCUGAAGUUGAUUAUGGCAUAGAUGAAUUUGACGAUGAGGACAGUGAUAUUGAUGACGAAGAUGACCUCGAUGAAGAUGACGACGACGAUGGUGAUGAAGAUGAAAGUGACUAUGACAAGGAUUGGGUUGCCAUUCUUGAUGAUGAAGAUCAGGAUGGGGAUUCUGACGGGUCAUUGGGAGACUGGGCUAAAUUAGAAACCAUGCGCUCUUCUCAUCCAAUGUAUUUUGCCAAAAAGAUUGCCGAGGUUGUGACAGAUGAUCCUAUAGAUUUUAUGGACCAGCCUCCUGCAGGUCUUGCUAUACAAGGUGUUCUAAGGCCGUCCUUCCUUGAAGAGCACACUACUAUUCAAAAGCAGAUAUCCGAACAUAGGCUGAGUGACGCUGACUUAAACCAGAUGGAAAAAGAUGAAGACCAUAAAGAAAAGGGCGGUAUUCAAAUAAAUGGCCACAAACAUGAGAGUGGAUCAUCACAAGAUAGCCCAAGCUGGGCAGAAUUGGAGAAGGAUGAGAACCUAGGAAAUGGAACUUCAUUUUACAAGCUAGAGAUGAUCAAAAUUCAGUUAAUUUCUUCCAGUGGGAAUCAGAUCUUUGUUGAGUUAGAUGAUUUUAGGAGAGCUAGGCCUGAUGCGAUAGCACAUUCAGCUGCCAAAAUAAUAUCUCGGCUUAAAGCUGCUGGAGAGAGGACUACACAGGCUCUUAGAUCUCUCUGUUGGAGAUGCAAGGGAAUUCAGGUGGAGGUAUGGCCCUUCAGCCUUUUUUUUGAUAAGGUAAAUUGUAUUAAUCAAAAGGGAGAAAAAACUCUUGUAUACAAGAAGUAUACCAAAAAGUAGAGAAUUUACAUCAAAACAUGAUUCUCUACAAAAGACGCCCAAUCUUCUAUACAAGUAGGGGCUAUAUGAGUGCACCAAAAAACGAUCAAAGAUAAAAGACUAUUCUUAAGAUGUGAAAAAGGAGACUCAAUCCUCUCAAAAGCUCUCAUAUUUCUCUCCCCCCCAAACUAUCCACAUGAGAGCUAACAGGGCGAACUUCCACACCUUUUGCUUUCUUCUUCUACGGAAACCGGCCCAGCUAUAUAACAUUUCCUUUACAGUGCUUGGCAUCACCCAUUGAACACCAAAAAGAUUCAGGAUUGCCCUCCACAAACCCGAGGGCACAGGGCAAUGCAACAAAAGAUGAUAAACUUAUUCCCCUGAGCUUUUACACAUGUAGCACCAACUAACAAGUGUAAUUCCUCUCUUUCGCAGAUUUCCAGCAGUCAAGAUCAUUCCCCUCGCCGCUAGCCAUGCAAAAAAGCACACCUUCGUAGGCGCCUUAGGAAUCCAGAUCGAGGAGUAUGGAAAAGUGGCCUCCUCUCUCACUAACAUACUCUGGUAAAAGGACUUUACGGUGAAUAAACCAUCGCCACGCAACCUCCAUCUCCAAGAAUCACAAGAUGGCUGGGGCCUGUCUUGCCCAUAUAGCAUUGUCAACAAAUCUUGGAGCUCCGCAAUCUCCCAAUCUUGCAUGUUCCUUCUAAAUGAGAGGUCCCAUACUACCCCCCCUUCAUGCUCCUUGCGAAUCUGUUGGACCAUCAAUUCCUUCUGAUUUGAAACUCUGAAGAUGUGGGAAAGAGACCCUCAGAGUAUCCUCUCUACACCACCUGUGAUUCCAAAAGUUGAUUCUCCUUCCAUCUCCAACCCUGUAAGUGAUGUUGCCAUUGAAGGCUUCCCAAUUCUUCAUGAUGCUCCUCCACAUGCCACACCCGAAAGGUGCUGUGAUUGCCUUGGUCCUCUAACCCCCUCCCGUGGAAUCGUACUUUUCUACUAUGACCUCUUUCUAUAGAGCAUGCUCUUCUACCCCGAAUUUCCACAGCCACUUCCCGAACAAAGUUAUGUUGAAUACCCCAACAUCUUUUACUCCAAGUCCACCCCACUUUUUUGGCGAAGUGACUGUCUGCCAAUUCACUAGAUGAAAAUUUCUAGUUCCAUCCGCCGCAUCCCAAAGAAAAUUCCUUUGAAGCCGCUCCAGUUUUUCUAUGAUGCUCACAUGAGCUUGCAACAGGGACAAGUAAUAGGUGGGCAUACUCGAUAAAGUGCUUUUAAUAAGCACUUGCUUACCGCCUUUUGACAAGUACCGUUUCUGCCAGCCUGCUAAUCUUUUUUCAACCAUUUCGAUCACUGGAUUCCAAACAGUAGUAUCCUUAUGCGAAGCGCCCAAUGGGAGACCCAGGUAAGUAGUGGGAAGAGAGCCCACCUUACAUCUGAGAACAUAAGACAAAGCAUCAAUGUUAGCAACCUCACCCACUAGGAAAAUCUCACACUUGACGAGGCUGAUUUUGAGUCCUGAUACUAUCUGAAACCAUUGCAGGACCUGCUUCAGAUAGGUCAACUAAUCCAUAUCGGCAUCACACAAAACCAGGGUGUCAUCCGCAAAAAGCAAGUGAGAGACUCUUCGGGCACUGAGCACCCCGAUUGGAGCUAAGAAUCCUCUCAAGAAGCCUCCGCCCGCCGCACGAUCCAUCAUUUUACUCAGAGCAUCCAUCACUAGAAUGAAUAGCAUGGGGGAUAGGGCGUCACCUUGCCUGAGACCCCUGGAGCUGCCAAAGAAACCACACGGGCUACUAUUAACCAAGAUAGAGAAUCUGACUGAAGAAAUGCAGAACUUGAUCCAUCCCCUCCAUCUUACCCCAAACCCCAUCCGCAUCAUAAUGAAAUCCAGGAACUCUCAAUUGACAUGGUCGAAAGCCUUCUCAAGGUCCA